Messenger RNA from Fusarium verticillioides 7600, 1161 nucleotides. RefSeq lists its product as hypothetical. Bases 1 to 1161 code for a protein of 386 amino acids. The transcript has 4 exons. NCBI's taxonomy places the organism in Eukaryota, Fungi, Ascomycota, Sordariomycetes, Hypocreales, Nectriaceae. The record is from RefSeq and is a predicted model, not a curated record. Gene Ontology annotation, molecular function: 2 iron, 2 sulfur cluster binding.
AUGUCUCCCUAUAUUCUCUCUGGCACUCUCUUCGCCUUAGCGCUGCCUCUUGUCCUCUUAAUCAAAGCAGUUUUAUCCUCUAAAUCCAUCGCAGGCCAAGUCUCCGCCAGGCCCUUCAAGCCACCGAAGGGAUGGUGGACUGAUACCAAACGAUUUGGUGUUGAACAGCGGGCCAUCUUCAGCCAGAGCUGGAUUUGCGUCAGCCAUCGCAGUCGGUUCUCAAAGGCUGGCGACUAUAUCGCAUUUGAGAUUGCCGGCUUCAAACUCCUCCUUAUGCUAGGCAAGGACGAUGUGGUACGAGCAUUCCACAACGUCUGUCGGCAUCGUGCAUUUCCAGUUACUAGAAAGCCUUCUGGUUCAGCUUCUAUACUUGGCUGCAAGUACCAUGGGUGGAGCUACAAUAAUAAAGGAGAACUUACAAAGGCUCCCCACUUUGAAGAUGUGAUUGGUUUUGACAAGACCCAGAAUGGCCUUUUCCCUGUCCACGCCAAGAUUGAUGAUGAUGGAUUUCUACACAUCAACCUGAACAGUAGCCCAGAAGCAGGCGAGACCAAGCUUAAGAGGACGAGGAGUAUCGGAAGGCCAGCACCUACUUGCCAGACCCAACAAUAUCUUGGAUCUUGGGAAGUAAAAGGGAAGUUCAACUGGAAGGUUCCCGGGAAUGCUUUCGACAGGGAAACGUCAUCUGCUCACCUCAAAAGUUCUUUAUGGCGCUUAUUCGGCCCUUCUGCAGCUGGAAAGCUUCGUUUCAGCCCUCUCACCACCGUCUAUUCGCGUCAGGGAAGUCCUAUCUGGUAUCAGCUCACGUAUUCUCCGGAAUCUGUCAGACGAACCACCGUCCGAUGCGACGUGUACUCAAUGUCAAAGCAAGAUAGCUCCGACUUUGAGAAACGCCUGAAGCCUGAUCUGGAGCUUGAGAUCAAUUCGAUUGUACGAAGCCAUGAAGAGUUGUAUGAAAUGCUCGUAACCUCAGCCCAUUCACUCUAUUAUGAUGGAGAUGAGCAUGCUACAUUGGCUGAUAUGGUGGAUAAACACGCCAAAAGAGAAAAGAGCGAAGGGGCAGAGAUCAAGCCGGCUGCAGUUAAUCAGUGUCGAAGUAAUGGUUAUGCAAAAGCCGGAGGAAGUAAGUUCAAUAUCACUAAGCUUUUUACUACUGGAUGA